Molecule: messenger RNA, 427 nt
Organism: Oncorhynchus kisutch (coho salmon)
Lineage: Eukaryota; Metazoa; Chordata; Actinopteri; Salmoniformes; Salmonidae
Product: WAP four-disulfide core domain protein 18-like
Exons: 3
Coding region: 17-364 (115 amino acids)
Biological process (GO): innate immune response; antibacterial humoral response
Cellular component (GO): extracellular region
Molecular function (GO): serine-type endopeptidase inhibitor activity
Source: RefSeq, a predicted model, not a curated record
CAGUCUUGAAGUCAGCAUGGACAUGAAUUUGUCAGCGCGUUGUGCUUUGGUUCUUUUUCUGUUGGCAUUUGUAGAUUUGAAAAUAGUCUCUGCUGCAGAAACGGAAGGCACAUCUACAGCAAAGCCUGGAGUGUGCCCUGUUAGACGAUGGGGCAUGGGGAUAUGUGCAGAGUUAUGUUCCAAUGACAGUGACUGCCCCAAUGACGAAAAAUGCUGCCACAAUGGAUGUGGGCAUAACUGCAUUGCACCUUACACAGUGAAGCCCGGUCGCUGUGUCCUGCCCAACGGGACCUACAUGUGUGCCGAGUACUGUUACAAAGAUGGCCAGUGCCCCGAGGAACAGAUGUGUUUCCGGAUAUGUUGAUUCUAUGCCUGCAGUGAGCCAUUGAAGCUUUAUUGGAAAUUCUUAUUCGUUAUAAGAAAUAAG